GAUCAAAUCCUUUGUGGCUGUGUGUCAGAUUUAGAAUUUGAAUUUUUUUAUAACACAAAGACACCCAGCGCGUCUCCCAAACUUGGAAUAAUUAAAUUACUAUUUUGGACAAUUGUCAUCAAACUGAAGAGGUUGGAAAGCCAACCUUGGCAAAUUUCAACCCGAAAUCGUCGAUUUCUUCUAAAAUAUAUACAGGGCAUUGGUCUCCUUUUUGAAUUGUGGUUGAGGGAUUAAAGUACUGUUAUUGGUAGAGAUGGCAUGUAGGGGAUGCUGGGAAUGCCUUUUGAAGCUUUUUAACUUCAUAUUGACCCUCACUGGUCUUGCCAUUGUGGGCUAUGGAAUCUAUCUUUUUGUUGAAUUCUCUAAAGCUUCAGAUGAUGACAACAUGCCGGCAAUUUCUCCUGUAAGCGAUGAUUCUUCUCUGAUUCAACUUGGCCGGCCUGUGCUUAUGGCCGUGUCUCUAUCCAACGACUUUUUUGAUAACUUGCCCCGUGCUUGGUUUAUUUACUUAUUUAUUGGUAUUGGAGUGGUUCUCUUUCUUAUUUCUUGUUUUGGUUGUAUUGGAGCUGCAGCACGAAAUGGAUGCUGCCUGAGCUGUUAUUCAAUUUUGGUGGCAUUAUUGAUCUUGGUAGAGCUGGGAUGUGCAGCCUUUAUAUUCUUUGACAAAAACUGGAAAGAACAAAUACCAACUGACAAAACUGGAGAGUUUGAUGCGAUAUAUGGAUUUCUGAUUGAGAAUUGGAAUAUCAUGAAAUGGGUUGCUCUUGGAAUUGUUAUCUUUGAGGCCCUUCUUUUCCUGUUAGCCCUUAUUGUUAGGGCUGCAAAUAGGCCAGCAGAUUAUGAUAGUGAUGAGGAGUUCAUUAAUCCAAGGCAGCAAGUACAACAGCCAUUGCUCAACAGACUACCAGCAGGCCCAGCAACAGGGAUACCGGUUGCUGGAACAAUUGACCAGCGUCCAAGCAGAAAUGAUGCAUGGAGUACACGGAUGAGGGAGAAGUAUGGGCUUGAUACUUCAGAAUUUACAUACAACCCAUCUGAGUCUAACAGGUUCCAACAAGUAAACUCACAGCCAACUGAAGAAAAGAGCCGCUGCGCUAUAAUGUGAUCUCUUUCGCUGAGUUUGUGUACACAACUCGCACUGUACUGGUUCACUCUAUGACAUGGCCAACACCAUCUUCAUGUUAGUGUGCAGUAUUGUGCUGAGACGUCAAAAUUUACUGUGGUGUUGCUUAUGUUCAUAGUUAGGGGGAGUGAGUAGUGAAGUCGUUGAUGCCCCCAUAUUGUUGCUUCAAAGCCAAUGUCUUCUUUGGCCCAUGUUUUGCCCGUGGUCAUUACUCGCUUGUUGGGAAAACUAUGAUUUAGUCCUUAAAGGUUCUGAUUGAGAUUAACUUGAUUUACAUCAUUAUCACCAUCAAUUUAAUUUUCUAAAAACAUUGAUUA
Glycine soja is the source of this 1440-nucleotide messenger RNA. Its product is annotated as tobamovirus multiplication protein 2A-like. NCBI's taxonomy places the organism in Eukaryota, Viridiplantae, Streptophyta, Magnoliopsida, Fabales, Fabaceae. The record is from RefSeq and is a predicted model, not a curated record. Gene Ontology annotation, cellular component: membrane. The coding region runs from base 254 to 1105 and encodes 283 amino acids. The transcript has 7 exons.